CAGAGAGGCAAUUUGUGUUUGCCUCAGAGGAUGAACUAUAUAGUCUCAGUGAAGACACUAACUGUCCUUAUUGCAGGACUGCAGUCACACUGACACAGGCACAUCUGUUACAGCGGCAUUUUAGAUAUGCAAUAUUUUACAAAGAAGCAAAAACUGGUAAUUUACUCUAUUAAUUUAUCAGUGGAUCUUCUUGUUAGACGUUUCUUACUGUGUGUUUUUAUGUACAUUAUUAUAGUGAAGUUGAUUAUACCCUACUACUGCACUGAUGGGGUGCUAGGUCGGAGUCACUGGCAUUGCCCAAAGUGCAGAAGUACUGUAGCAAGAGCAGGGGAUUUCAAGGCUCAUCUAAAAAAACAUGGUUAUGAAGUGACACAAAAAUCGUCAGUGACCCAACAACCCACCCAUGAGCAAAAAGAUUAUGUUUCCGAGGACAGACUUUCAGAGGAGCAAGCUAAUACACAAAUGCAACAAGAAACCCAUGGAGUUUUGCAGACAGAAUCCCCAAAGAGUCGUUUCAAAUGUCAUAAAUGCGGAGCUGACUUUUCCAACACAUCCAAUCUGAAGAGGCAUGAGAAAAUGCAACAUGGCUUGGAGCAACCUAUGCUUUGCAUAGAUAAAAAAAAUGCACUAUACGUCACACCAAAGGAACUACAUGGGCCAAGAGUGCCAGUCCAUGUCAAGAAAUCUCUACUCCUAGGACAAAUAUACUGUGAGUCAGAUAUUUGCAGAGACAUGGCAAAGAUAGCAGCCCAGAGUGGACACCCUGGAACUGAAUGCCACUACCUUCGAAGAACUAUCUCCGCACAACGCUACAUUCCUCCACAAACACUAAACUCUGCAUCUUUGGAGCAAAUGUUAGACAAAGGACUAAUUUCAAAGUCAAGAGCCCAGGAAUGUAAGGACUUGCAUUUGAAGGCCAGUGAAGAGGAGGUUGAUUGUGUCUUACCUAUUUUUUGGGGGGAAUAUGGCCUGUCACAGACUUACAUUUACUUUUCAGUAUUUACUAUCCUCAAAGACAACUGGUGUCAGCUUGGGCGAACAAUUGUGACAUUUGACACAAUGUCUGGUAGAUGGCACUGUCAAUGUAGGGGCAGUAAACACAGACUGAGUUGUGUCCACAGACACGUAUGCAUGUGGUGGAUAUUCCAGGAGCAUCCAUCAUUACUGAGAGAACAUUCAAAUGCAAGUCCUGAAGAAAUAGAGGACCUUGAGGAGAAAGAUCAAGAGAGGGAUGAUGAAUCAAAACCAUCAAAUGAGACAGCAUCAGCAGUGAUUAAAAUUACAGAGUACUUUUUGAGGUGCAAGAGAAUUCCAGAAAAUCUUCCACAAGACCUCAUAUUAACGGAAAUGACGAUACCUGAAAGCUUUGUGCCUAAAGAGACACAAUGCCCUUACUGCCCUGACCUCAGUGAAGCAAUCCUGAAGACAAAGCAUGCAACCAUUUAUGCUUUGUUUUCUGUGCACAGAGGUGUUGCAGUGUACAUUAAGGAAUGCCCUGUUUGUGGAACCCCAGUCAGAUUCCAAGAAUAUGAUUCUGGAUUUCACAAUUUCAAUAACAAAGUGUUCCUCACAAUCCCUCUGUGCUCACUUUUGACAACAGGUCUUUCAAACCACAUUGCUGUUGGACGUUUUUUGCGUACAUUGGGGGAACACAGCAAAGUGUACAUUCCUCACAACACAAUAAGGAAAGCUUUUUACCACUUCUCUGCUUUGAGGAGCUACACCUACAAUUACUUUUGUUAUCGCUGUGGCCAUCAUCCUCCUAUUUUGAUUGCUGACGUCAACUGGAAAGUGGCCUUUGACUUACCAGUGCAUCUCAUGAGAUGACCAGACCUGACAAACACCACUUCACAGGACACACAGGUGAAUGUUUCAUCUAGAUGGGAAAACCUUGAGAAAGAGAUAAUUGCAACAGGACUUUGUGAUGGGUCAUCUCAAAACCCAUUUUCUAGCUCCCUGACAUACUCUGCCUUUACACCAUGGAUUGGUCAAUACUCAAGAAUAUCUGAUGUCAUACCCAAGACUGAGAUUUUGAAAGGCCUCUCCCAGAAAGACAGAUUGUGGACAAAGAGGACAGAUGAGGAAUUUGAUGAGGACUGAAUUUUGCAAGUAUUAGAGCUCAAAGGGCCUCGAAGAGAAGAUCUUACAAUGGCAUGCAAUGCUCUAGGCAUUUCAGCAAGUGGAUCACAGUCUGACCUCAUUAAUAGGCUUGAGGAACUUCUGUUGUAUAAGGAUAUAUAUCCAAAAAUGUUUGUGAAGCUUCACAAAGCAGGAGGAGGGGUACUGCAUCUUGGGUGCACCCAUGGUGUGGUUUACUAUCAGUCACCCCUGUGGUGGCAGGAAUCUGCCCGAGACCAUGGAGAUGGUCUCCUGAGUUUUAAAUGUCCACCCACGGUCUUCAUCUCAGAUAUAGCUGGAUGUGUUGCCAGACAUGUGAAUAAUAGGACUCAUCAAAAGUUUUUUCAGCCACAUGAUGGCAGGCUAUGUGCUCCAACAUCAGAAAACAUUUCUGCUGCAUUGGAAAAAAAAAACUUACAGUGCAGAAAGAAUGGGUGAAUACCCUUCGAAGCUCCAUGGGGCCAAAUAUACACGAAGACCAAACAAGUGACAGAUUCACCUGCCCUCACCCUCUGACUGGAACUCGUGAACGGUACUCCCUCUAUGACCUUUUUCAUGAGAAAAACCAAAAAAGGCCUGAAGAGAGACUGAGGAGCAUAAAACUUUUUCCAGAUCUUGCCUGUAUUGUUAAUUCGUCUUCAGCAGAGCAAAUCAACAAAGAGCUGUCAACCAGCAGGUAUUUCCUCUGCCAACUGAAGGACAUUCAUUACAUGUUCGCCUUGCGGCUGUGUUUUCAUCUGCACAACCAGAGGAUCAAUAAUAACUUCUUGCAGGACAUUCAAAAAAUUCCCAAAAAGAUGUGCACCUAGGGCUACAUGGACACCUAUUAAUAGGUGUGGAUGAAGAAACAGACAAAGAGAUGUACCAAAGAACAUCUGCAAAGUCAUUAACUGACCCGCGAGCUGAACCAGACAAAGUUGAGGAAGAUAUGGAGAGUUUCACUGUGUCAUUGUUUCCUAUAAGUGAACAAAAUAAGGACAAGCUGAAACAACUUUACAUUUCCUGGAGGAGAGAGAGACAAAUAAUUCACAGAUUUUCAGCAUAUGCAACACUGUAUAUUGCAGACUUAAGAUGUGCUUGCCCCUCUUCUCUUUUAGAGGAAGACCCAAACAAGAACAUGCCUUGGUUAAAUGAUAAUGUUGUUGCCUUAUACACAGAUGUGUACAUUUUGUGGUACAGAGAGUGGACACAAAACAAAGCCAUUUCAAGGUCACAUGUGCAAGAUCUUGAGGUUUUCGAUGUCUCUGGAAAACAAGUGCGUAUUUAUGAUUCAAUGGAGAUCUACAAUUCUAUUGAAAGAAAUGACAUGGAGAUUCUGAGAUCACUUAUCCGAUUCCUGAACCCUUGUCUGAGAUCUGAUCAAACCGGCCCGAUUGCUCCUAGAAAAGAGGAGUUAACGAACUGAUACAGAGUGAAUGUUCUACGAUCCAAGUCAUUUGGAUUUCCAGUUGUUCUCCGUGCAACGAACUAUCUUCACUAAACCAGCACCUGAAAAGUCACCUGAUACUUACCUUUCACCUUCUAUACUUGAAUAAAACUAUAUUUGAAUCACUUACCUCCGAUCUCCUGGUCUCUACCCUGACACAUCUGUAGUGUAGCAUAAAAACGUUAACAUUAUAUUACUAAUAUAUAGAAGAUGUGAAAGAUGCAUGACAUGAGAGCUCUGUUUUAAUCUAAAAUCUGUAAAGAGAGGCUUUCCAAAAACAUGGGUCACUGGAUGGCUGGACUGUUUGCAAUCCAGAACAGUGGAUGCAGCGAGAUGGUGUGAACUGUGGGGUAUUUGUUUGCACUGCAGCUGAAAUGGAAGCCAAAAACCUGAAAAUGUCUUCUGAAGUGCUGCAAACUUGUCAGAUAGUACACCUGCGUGUUUACCAUGCCACAAGCAUGUUGAAAGAUGUGAUGACUGAAGACUUUCCGACUGCAAUUGGAGAAAGAGAGGAAGGUGAAAUAGAGACCAACACCUGCAUGGCCCAGGACAUAAAAGCAUAUGUUUAUCAAAACACAGGAAAUAAAACCCUGCAUCCACACAUCAAACGGAUGAAGUGGGUUCAGUGUGAUCUGUGCAACAAAUGGUUACACACUGAUUGUGCUGGCAUAGACCCUACAACAAUUCACAAAGACACGCCCUUCAGCUGUGGAUGUGAUCAACAACCAUAUUAUUUUCAAAGAUAAGCAACAGAACCAUAAUAUAAAACAAAAGCUCACUGAACUGCUUUUAAUGCGUAUGUCUAUUUUACAGCACCCUCACAGCUUUGAAACAGGGACUUUUGGUUGAUACAGUUGUGGAGGAUGAAGAAAUUGGGAAACUUCAUCAUGACCUCACAUCUGGUGCUGUUAGAUCACACAGAAUGUUUUUACAUAAACAUCCCAGUUAUGCACCCAAACUGAAAAACCAAUUAACCUAUGGAUCUCCGUUUUUGAUCAAGAACAGACUGAGGGAAUCAUUGACAAGGUGUACAGUGUUUUGGCAUUGGAAAAAACAGAUUUAUGUAGCCCUUCGUAUGCUAUGGAAGUCAUGACACCUGAGAUAACCAUUCUGAUUCUAAGAAAGACAGAGGGGUUCCACAGAUUCCAAGCGGAAAUGGCCUUUGCAGCUGCACACUGUGUGUGUGUGGAAUAAUAGUUUUAGUGCGACAAGCAGUGGCCUAUAUUGAUUCUUCUUUUUUAUUUGUAAAUAGAUUUUGUUUCUUUGUUUUUAUUUGUAAAUAGUUUUUGUUUCUUGGGUUUUAUUUGUAAAUAGUCUUUGUAAAUUUGAAAAUAGUGAUACUGUGCUAAGUGAUUUUACCGUUAAA
Xyrauchen texanus (razorback sucker) is the source of this 4910-nucleotide messenger RNA. RefSeq lists its product as uncharacterized. The record is from RefSeq and is a predicted model, not a curated record. NCBI's taxonomy places the organism in Eukaryota, Metazoa, Chordata, Actinopteri, Cypriniformes, Catostomidae. The transcript is spliced from 20 exons. Bases 127 to 1827 code for a protein of 566 amino acids.